AUGCAAUUGAUAAAGCAGUGUGAUCCUAAGAACGUGAUAUUGGUACACGGUGAGAAGGCAAAGAUGGAAUUCUUACACGAUAGGAUCAAACGCGAGUUCCAAAUCCCUUGUUACUUUCCCGCAAACGGGGAAACUGUAGCAAUCGAAACUUCGCUGUCCAUUCCAAUCGAUGUAUCGGUGGAUUUGCUCAAACGUCACAUGUCUGCACAGAAAAUCCCGUUGCCAUCAACCGGUGACAAAAUCGACAUAACAAAGAUCAAGCCGAUGGAUGUAAUAUCCAUUCAAGGUGUUUUAACAAUGGAACAAGAUCAAAUUCCGCGUUUGACAGAUGUCGACGAGGCUAUCCGCAAUGCACGGAUGAACUUGUUCGAAAUCGAUUUUAACAUGCAUAAAGCAUUUGAUCCCAAUCAAAUGCGAGAUUUUGACGAGUUUCGGAAUUCCGGUGGAAGCGAUAUUAGAAUUCAAGCUUUGGAUUAUGUAUACAGAUCAGUUAAAAAGACGAUCGAGGCCGAGAUGCCGG
Molecule: messenger RNA, 520 nt
Organism: Acaulospora colombiana
Lineage: Eukaryota; Fungi; Glomeromycota; Glomeromycetes; Diversisporales; Acaulosporaceae
Source: the annotation of a GenBank genome assembly